Trichoderma citrinoviride is the source of this 3687-nucleotide messenger RNA. RefSeq lists its product as hypothetical. Gene Ontology annotation, biological process: positive regulation of establishment of bipolar cell polarity regulating cell shape. The record is from RefSeq and is a predicted model, not a curated record. Gene Ontology annotation, molecular function: protein binding. Gene Ontology annotation, cellular component: plasma membrane of growing cell tip. NCBI's taxonomy places the organism in Eukaryota, Fungi, Ascomycota, Sordariomycetes, Hypocreales, Hypocreaceae. Bases 1 to 3687 code for a protein of 1228 amino acids. The transcript is spliced from 2 exons.
AUGCGAUUAUCCUCACCACGACGCCGGGCGGCGCGACGCCCUUGCCUGUCGAGUACGAGCGUUGCGACUCUGGCAGCCAUCGCGCCUUCAUUAUCAAAAGCUUUUAAUAUCACAGCAGCGCCGCCGGCGAAUCUCGACUUUUCCCAACUGGGGAGCAUAGGCAUUGCCGGAGACUUCAAUGGCAUCUCGCUCUACCAGUUUCAGGAGCAAAUCGCACGGCCCUUGAGCACGAAUGGCAGCGAGUACCUGCUGACACAGUUGCCGAACGGCGUCCUCGCACCCAUCGCCGCGACCGACGCGUCCAUUCUGGCCAUGUGCUCGGUAACGCUCCAGGACGGCGCCGAGGGAGUCGUUCUCGGAGGCAACUUCACCAGCAUGGACGGCAUCAAGUCGACAGCCAUUGCCGUUUACAACACCAACACAACCACCUUUACACCGCUCGAGGGCCUUGAGGGCAUGGUCAACGCCCUUCUGUGCGACGACGACAAGGGGAUAGUUUACGUGGGCGGGAACCUUAAGGGAGGCAACUCGACAAACGCUAUCGCAUGGAAGGUGGACGGCAACUGGACGAAUCUGCCCUUUGCCGGCUUCAAUGCCCCCGUGAGCUCCAUCACCAAGGCGUCCAAUGGGCAUGUCAUUUUUGGCGGGAGCUUCACUGGUCUGGGCAACGUCACGGCGCCGAACAAGGCUGACGGGCAGGCGAUCAACCUCUCGACCGCGAAUAUCUCGGCUGACGGCACCGCUUCGACCAAGGGCUUCGACGACCCCAAGAACGUCAUCUGCACCGACGGCUCUGGGGGCUCAGGUAAGACUUGGCUGGCGCAGGACGGUGUUCCUGGCUCUUGGAAGGCGGCCUUCGAUUUUGGAUUCGAGCCCACCAAAUUGCGGCUGUGGAAUACGCAUCAGGACGGACGGGGCACAAAGACAUUCCGCUUCGUGGCUUUACCGAUCAACGGCAUUAUGAACUUUACCUAUAUAGAUCCUGCCACCGGCAAGAAUUCGAGCUGCACGAGCGAGUGCCCGCUGAGCAACGACCCCAAGGUCCAGUUUCAGGACUUUCACUUCGUCAAUAGAGUUGGCAUGAACGCCUUUGAGAUUGACAUCUCAGCCUGGUACGGAAAGGGAGCCGGUCUCAACGGCGUGCAGCUGUUCGAGGACAACAUGUUCGCCUACGCCAUCAACUCCUUCAACGAGCCGGCGUGCAACAUCACGUUUCCUUCCAGCGCCUCCGCCACCGGGCCCUGGAAGCAGUCGCCUUCUCUGCAGAGCGACUCAAAAUAUCUGGCGGCGCAUCUUACCAGUCCCAUUACGUCCAAAUCCGCCUCUGUCGUCUUCUCGCCCAACAUUAUCGAAUCUGGCAACUACUCUGUCAACAUGUAUACUCCAGGUUGCGUGCCUGAUGGCUCCUGUCUGACCCGAGGGCGCGUCAACAUCACCGGCAUCAUGUCCAGCGGCACCAUUCAAUCAAACUUUACUACUUCAAUUUACCAGACUAACAACUUUGACAAAUAUGAUCAAAUCUACUUCGGCUACAUUGAAAGGACUUCGGACAGUUUCAAGCCCAAAGUCACGCUCACCCCUCUCGACGGCCAGGACUUGAGUGAAAUGACCUUUGUCGCACAAAAGGUCGGCUUCACUCUCCUCAACUCGACUGGAAACCUCAACGGGCUCUUCGACUUCGACCCAAGCGAAACCAAGGUCAACACAACCAGCCUGGACGAUUCACCCGUCAACCAGCUGGGUGCAAGCUUCGACCACAACACUGGCGUCAAAUCGCUGGCAACAUCGGGAGACAUCACCUAUAUAGGCGGCAACUUUACCUCAGACGCGCACCACAACUUCGUCGCCAUCGAUACCAGUGGCAAGGUCAUGUCUCUCAACGGGGGUCUCAACGGCCAGGUGUUGGACAUGUACCUGCAAGGCACGCAGUUGUUUGUUGGCGGAGACUUUACAAACCUACGAUCUAAUGGAAAAGCCGGGCUGAACCAUGUGGCAGUCUAUGACACAAAGAGCCAGGAAUGGACUGCGUUGGGUGCUGGUGUCAAUGGCAGGGUCGAGCAAGUGGUUGCAUUCCAGGUCAACAUUAGCAGCGUUACCGAGGACGCCAUUGCCCUGACGGGUUCCUUUACCGAGUGCGAUGCCUUUGGGAGCUUUGAGGCAAUUCCUGUCCAGGGCUUUGCGGUCUGGGUCUUGUCAAAGGACAACUGGCUGCAGAAUCUCGAAGGCCCAGCCCCCGCUUUUGACGGCAUGCUCACUGCUUCCAAGCUGAACCUCACUACUGGCAACUCCCUUUUCGCAGGCUCCAUUGAAUCCUCGCAGAUGGGAGCCAACGGCGCCAUCAUGCUUAGCGACCAAGGACUGGGUCAGUUCCCGGUCCAGAUCCAGCCCAAGGCUCAACAGGCUGGCAGCAAGCGGCGACGAGACCUGUCUCCAGAGCCCACGUCUGGUGUUCUCGCGGGAGCCUUUUACACAGGCAACAGCAGCAACAUUACAGUUCUCGCAGGUCACUUUUCGGCGCGGUCGUCCAAUGGCUCUACUAUCGAAAACCUGGUGAUCAUCGACGACUCCAACAACGGCACCGUCAGCGGGCUGGGCUCAGGCAUCUCCUCCGAAUCAGUCUUCGCAAGUCUCGCUUUCCAUGGAAGCGUCCUUUUCGCGGGAGGCAACGUUACUGGCACCGUGGACGGCAGCAGUGUCAGUGGGCUUAUUGCCUACGAUGUUGUCUCAAAGUCCUACUCCAGCCAACAACCAGCGUCGCUUCUAGGCGGCAAUCAGACAGUCUCCGUCGUCACUGUCAGGCCCGACUCGUCUGAGAUCUACGCAGGCGGCUCCUUCGAGAAGGCUGGCGCUUUGGACUGCCCCGGUGUCUGCACCUACGAUGCCGAUACCGCACAGUGGUCGAGACCUGGCAGCACUCUGGGUGGGCGUGUCAGCAGUUUCAUGUGGUAUAGCAAGACGCAGCUCAUUGCUGGCGGCGAUUUGCGAACCAAUGGGACCAACACUGGCUUCCUUGCCAUGUACGAUGUCAAGAAGGGCGUCUGGAAAGACUUCACAGGCGCCAGCCAGAUUCCCGGCCCUGUCAACGCAAUCACGCCCGGCUCAGACGACAACGGCCAGCUUUGGAUCUCGGGCAACUCGCCGAAUGGCUCCGUCUUCAUCAUGAAGUACGAUGGCAAACAGUGGCAGAGCCCUCCUGUGCUCCCGCCAUCAGGCAGCGUCGUCCAGAGUCUCCAGGUCUUUACAGUAACUGAGUCGCAUGACAAAUCCGACAUCCUCGACGACCGCCAAGUGUUGAUGCUCACCGGCUCCAUCCCCUUCCCCAACGUUGGAAUGGCCUCGGCCGUCAUCUACAACGGCACCGACUACCUACCUUAUGCUCUGACCAGCACGGAUACCGGAGCUGGAAGCAUUGCCAGAGUAUUUUCUCAAAAGGACAACUUUUUCACCUCCAGUAAACACUUACCUCUUGUGUUUGUUGUCCUCAUCGGUCUUGCCAUCUCGCUGGCACUCAUCGUCAUUCUCGUCGUCGCCGGAAUCAUCCUGGAUCGGAUACGCAAGAAGCGCGAGGGAUACACGCCAGCACCGACCUCCAUGUACGAUCGCGGAAGUGGUAUUCAACGGAUACCGCCGCGUGAACUGCUGGAGCAGCUCGAGAGAACACGACCAGGGGAAGCACCGCAAGUCUAA